This is a messenger RNA of Archocentrus centrarchus (flier cichlid), 3617 nucleotides long. RefSeq names its product phosphatase domain containing paladin 1a (gene pald1a). Bases 154 to 2766 code for a protein of 870 amino acids. NCBI's taxonomy places the organism in Eukaryota, Metazoa, Chordata, Actinopteri, Cichliformes, Cichlidae. The record is from RefSeq and is a predicted model, not a curated record. The transcript has 20 exons.
GGGGAUGUCUGAGUGAGACCGGUUGGCUGCCGGAGAUCUGUCAUUUUGGUUCUUUUUAACCCAUCAUUUUCUGUUUUGUAAUUGUGUUCCUCUGAGACCCGCGCACCCCUCGAGUGGUGGAAUGAGCUGUUGAACGUCAGCAGCUUGUGGAGCAUGGGUACAACUGCCAGUGCCGCACCACAGCCUGUUUCUGUUGCGUCGCCGCUUGAGAGUGUCCAUGGUAACGGGAUGGCUGACAGCAAGCAGUCUCUUUGCAUGAGCCCCUUCCAGACAGUCAGCAUCCACAACAACAAGGCCAAGUCCAUCAUCACCAACAAAGUUGCACCUGUUGUCAUCACAUACAAUUGCAGACAGGAAUUCCAGAUUCACGAUGACAUACUCAAGACCAACUACAAAGUCGGUCGGAUAUCAGACACUUUGCCCGAGCACUACCUGGUGCAGGGGGAGUACUUCAUGGUCCAGGAUGUGUACAGCAAGGCUGAUGUCCUAAACACCACGGAUAGCUAUGGAGCACCGAACUUCCGCCAAGUGAAAGGAUCCUACCCCCUAUACGGGAUGGGCCAGCCCAGUUUGAAUGGAUUCAAGCAGGUUCUCCAGAGACUCCAGGCACAAGGACAAGAGGAGGUUAUAUUCGUGUGUGUAAGAGAGGAGCCGGUUGUUUUCCUGCACAAGGACAAUGACUUUGUGCCAUAUACCCCGAGGAGGAAGGAAAAUCUACACGAGAACCUUCAUGACCUGGAAAAAGAGAAGAGGGUGGAAAGCCUGGAGCUCACCAUCAGAAAGGAGCUCCAUGACUUUGCCAAGCUUAAUGAAAACGUCUUCUAUGUCUAUAAUGACAUUGAGUACUUUAAAGAUGAGCCACAGAAGAUAUCGAUCGCGUGUGACGAGGACAUCCAUGUGACUGAAGAGGUCUAUAAGAGGCCGAUGUUCACCAUGCCGGCCUACAGGUACUACAGAUUACCGCUGCCCACGGAGGGAGCACCACUGGAAGAAGAUUUUGAUGCAUUUGUUAACAUACUUCGGGAGAGCCCAAGCUUGUCUCUGGGCCACGUUGCAUCCCAGAAGUUGCCUGCACUGCUGUUUAGUUGCCAGGUGGGCGUUGGACGCACCAACCUAGCCAUGAUCCUGGGCACGCUUGUCAUGAAUCGCCUGAGGGGUGAUUCACAGCCUCCGCCCCAAGCUGAGGAGCCAGCUGCUUCAGAGCCCAGACCGCUGUUCCAGGUCAUCCAGUCUCUAAUCAACAAGCUGCCUAAUGGACAGCAGGUCAUGGAAGAGGUUGACCAGGCUGUUGCCCUGUGUUCUGAAAUGCACAACAUAAAAGAAGCAAUAUAUGAGAACAAGAGUAAGCUGGAAGGGAUUGGUGAGGAUUAUCAAAUUCAGGGAAGCAGUACCAAAGACUACUUUCUUAACAGAACAAUGCAGAGUUUGGAGCGAUACUUCUACUUGAUUGUAUUCAAUGCAUACCUUCAUGAACAGUAUCCUCUUGGCUUUGUGUCCAACUUUAGCCACUGGAUGUGCUCCCAUGCUUGGCUGUACAGGUUACUGGCCUGCAUGGAUCUAUCAGAGCUGUCCGCUCCGGCUGAGCUGGUCACUAAAGGAGCCCGUGUGCUGGUUGCUGAUGAGUACUUUGCUCCUGAUGUGCUCAGCACAGUAAAGGAGAUGAAGGCGGUCAACUUCAGGAGAGUGCCCAAGAUGCCCGUUUAUGGAGUGGCUCAGCCAACAUCUGAGGCUACCGGAGCUGUUUUAGCCCAUCUGAUGGAUGAAAAGAGGAAGCACACCCACGUGCUGUGGGUCAACCUGCAGGAAGAGUUGGUGUUAGAAGGAAAUGGGCAAAUUUAUGCUGUGAGGGAGCCCACGUGCCUGGACCAGCACAUCUCUAUCCCAUCAUCUGACCCAGAGUUGCUAGAGAAACUGGAGACGUCCCUGAAGGAGGAGAUUCUGCAAGCACAGAAGUGGCUGGAGGUGAGCCUGGAGCAGGAGAAACAGAUGAAGAUGUUUAAAAGCUGCCUGACUGUUCAGGAGAUCUUCAGCCAGCACAAAAGCUCUCACCAGGGCCUUAUCUGCAAACGCGUCCCUCUGCCAGACUGCAGCGCACCCAGGGAGGAGGACUUUGAUAAGCUCUUGGAGGCCAUGAAGAGUGCCUUGGCUGAGGAUUCCCACUCAGCCUUUGUUUUUAAUUGCUCUAACGGCAAAGGGAGGACCACAACCGCGAUGGUCGUCGCUGUUCUGACUCUCUGGCACUUUAAUGGUUUUCCUGAGUUUGCUGAUGAUGAGAUUGUGAGUGUUCCUGAUGCAAAGUACACAAAAGGAGAAUUUGAGGUCGUGAUGCAGCUGGUGCGUCUGCUCCCUGAUGGCCACAGGAUGAAGAGGGAGGUGGACAUGGCCCUGGACACUGUCAGCGAGACCAUGACUCCCAUGCAUUACCAUCUGAGAGAGAUCAUCAUCUGCACUUACAGACAGAUCAAAAGUGGUAAGACAGAGAAGGAGUGUCAGCAGCUGCUGCUGAGAAGCCUGCAGUACCUGGAGCGCUACAUUUACCUCAUCCUCUUCAACACAUACCUGCAUCUAGAGAAGAAGGACUCCUGGCAGCGCUCCUUCACUCUUUGGAUGGAACAGGUGGCUGCCAGAGCUGGAGUUUAUGACAUCCUCAACCGGCUGGGCUUCUCUGAGUUUGAAAACCCGAGGGACACGCCGCUGGCCAGGCUGCGCUGCCGCUGGCAACAGCAAAACAUUCUGUCACUUCCUUUCCGCGGGGAGUUCAUCUGAGAGGGGGUUCACUGUGAAUGCACCGAAACAGUACUGUGCUUUUCAGAAUAAAAGACAUUUACAAUAACAUAGUUAUGCCUUCUGUAUUUACCCUUGUCUUCUGUAUAUUUUUACACGAUCUGUUGUUUAUGUUACUGCUUUUUUUUUUUUUUUUUUUUACUCAUGAUGUUAACAGCUUUUACCUGUUUUAAAGUCUUUAAAUCUCAGCAACAUGCUGCUUCUGUAUUAGAAGUUGUGCCUUUUUUUCCCCAGUGAAUUUAUUAAUGUACUAAUUUGUACACAUUUAGGCAAGUUGCUGUUUUUAAAUUUGUUUUUGUUUUGUUUUUUUUUUAAAUCAGUUAAAAAUGGGCUCACUUGCGACAGCUAUUUAAAACUUCUGUUGAAACCAGAGUUAAAUGUUGUUGUGGAGGGGAAGAGAAGAAAAUUCCUCUGUGUUGUCAGCCAGCAAUUAAGGUUGCGUGCCACAAGUGUUUGCUGUUUCUUCUUAGUGCAUCUGUUUUAGAUGACUGUGCACUUGUUCCACUUUUUGAGAUGAGUCCCUAUGUACAUAAGGAAGCUAUCAUUAUUUAAAUAACUGUGCCAUUGAGUUUUCCAAAAGUUGCAAAGAUGCAAAUGUAUAACAGCACUUAUGUGUCCCUCUGUUGUGCCUGUUUUUGUUUUGCUUUUUGUUUUUUUUUUUACACUUGAUUAUAUCUGUCACGAUACAGGUACUAACAUGUCAGGAAUUUCUAUGUUAUAUUUUACUUUGAAGUUUUUUAUGUCUUUUUGUUUUUCAAGUUUGUUUAAAAAAAAUGGCGAGUGGUUAAAAUCACUUCUCUCAUGUGAAGUGACAAGGCAGAGAUGUCCUUUUU